ACAUUUGAGGAUCCCUGUUUCUAUGACAACGAAUCAUCUUAAAUAUAACUUUUUAUUUUGAUGAUACUCUACUCUGAUUUACUCAAUACUUAUUUUUUAAAAGAUGUACGUGUAACUGAUGUACAUGUAUAUAUUUAACUGUCCAUUUUAUACAAUCUGAAAGUUUGUUUAUCUUUGCAUCCUAUUUUCAUUAGAUAAACAGUUUCCGAUUUGUUUAUAUCAUUGUAUUUUAACCAGGCAAUAAUUUCAACCGGGAUUUGAAUAUAAUUUGUUAGUAUAAUUAUAGAGUAUUGAAAGAAACAUUUUCAUAUGAAUUUAUAGUGUAUUUAGUUACCGUAGUGUGAUAAAGUAAAUAGAAAAUGUCCAAAUUGCAAAUAAAAAAAUACAGAGCGAUAGGUUUAAUUAUAAGUUUAUUUAUAAUAUAUUUGUUAUUUCGAAAGCAAACUUAUGAAUAUAAAGCGUAUAUAUUCCUACCAAAAGUACAUCCUAAUAAACCAUGGGAAUUUGUUGCCGAUUUUAGUAAUAUGAAGUAUCUGAACCCUACAAUUACAGAUUUCAGUAUAUUAGAUGAAAGUGGCAACUAUGAGCACUGGAAAUACUCCACGGAAUAUUUUGAAAAUCUCUCACAUUGGCCAUAUUUACCGAACCGUUCCGUUGCUCAUUUCGAUAUAAAAGCGUUUGUUAAAAAUAGUGAAUACUAUAUUAAUUCUGUACAUAGAACGUGUUUAUUUAUGGGGUUUUAUUGUUUGAACUCGGAAAGUGUAUUUAAAUUUUCUGAUAACGAUGAAACGAAGGGAGCAUCAUGUGAAGAAAAUGUUAAAUAUGAAUGUCCAAGUAUUUUUUCCCUGUUUUGUAGGAGGGAAGUUAUUUAUCAAAGAAAAUCCAUUAUGAAUAACUUAUAUAAACAUUUUAUUGGAAAUACUAUGCCCGUGUAAUGACUAUAAAUAUAUUUAUGCAUAAAUGUUACAUUUUUUAAAAAAUUGACGGCGUAAAGUGUGAAAUACAAAGAAAAAUAGCAUUUUUUUACAUGUAAACAAGAGAAACUUGUUUGUAUUUUGAUGAAUUUCUUUUUUUAACUUUAGAUCUUUAUUAAAAAUAUGUUUUUUUCGAA
Diorhabda carinulata is the source of this 1111-nucleotide messenger RNA. RefSeq lists its product as uncharacterized. NCBI's taxonomy places the organism in Eukaryota, Metazoa, Arthropoda, Insecta, Coleoptera, Chrysomelidae. The record is from RefSeq and is a predicted model, not a curated record. The coding region runs from base 360 to 935 and encodes 191 amino acids. The transcript is spliced from 3 exons.